Molecule: messenger RNA, 1206 nt
Organism: Spodoptera littoralis (African cotton leafworm)
Lineage: Eukaryota; Metazoa; Arthropoda; Insecta; Lepidoptera; Noctuidae
Source: the annotation of a GenBank genome assembly
AUGCAAAAUAAUAGUCUUAUAAGAGUAAAUGCAGACGAAUUAAGCAUAUUUCGAAUAAUAAUAUCGAACGUCAUUACGAGGUUCGCUGUACAAGAUGGCGGCGAGUGGGGAGAGGGCGCCCAGUUGGCCAGGUGCUGCCGCCGCGUCGAGUUCGGCGCUAUAGCUAAACUAAAUACGCAGUGUUGUACAUUUAGAACGUUCACAAUGGCUACCGCGAAAGACACGUCUACUUUCUUUCUGGAGGCAGAUGCAAAAGAUUUUGACAGUGUUUUAAAGUUUUACCCUCAAGCGAUUAAACUAAAAGCUGAAUUGAAAACAAAGAAACCCGAUGAGCUCAUAAAAUUGGACAAUUGGUACCAGAAUGAACUGCCAAAGAAGAUUAAAUCCAGAGGCAAGGACGCGCACAUGAUACACGAGGAGCUUGUACAACUCAUGAAAUGGAAACAAGCGAGAGGAAAAUUUUAUCCACAAUUAUCAUAUUUGAUAAAAGUGAACACGCCGAGGGCUGUGAUGGCGGAGACGAAGAAAGCCUUCCGAAAGUUGCCGAACAUAGAGUCGGCGAUGGCGGCGUUAAGUAAUUUGAAAGGAGUGGGCACGGCCACGGCUUCAGCAGUGCUGGCAGCGGCCAGCCCAGAUAUAGCUCCCUUCAUGGCUGAUGAAUGUGUGCAGGCGAUCCCGGAGAUGGAGGGUAGCGACUACACUGCCAAGGAAUACCUCAAUUUUGUAACCCAUAUUAGGAAAGUCUGUGAUAGGUUAAAUAAGGAACAAAACGGCUGUGGCAACAAGUUUUCUCCACACAUGGUAGAGCUGGCGUUAUGGACACACCACGUGAUAUCAGAUUUGCAGCCGGAACUGCUUGGCAAGGAACGCAGGACAGUAGCGCCAGCCAAUGGGGGCUCACCCCUACCCAGUGAUGAGAGCAAUCUCGAACCACCUUCCACCAAUGGCAAUGGAAAAUUAGGUGCAGACUCAGUGAAUGAGGACACGACGACGUCAUGCACAGAGGACUCGAUGGAUGCGAAAGCUGCGUCUCCCGCGACCCCCGCCACCCCCGCGUCCCCCUCCGACAACUCCGACUCCGCCUUCAGCACGCCGCGUGCCAAACGGCAAAUGGAGGAAGCGAGCUCAGAAGAGAACUCACUGGGUGACUCAUCAGACGCGGCCGCGUUACCUAUCGCUAAGAAACUUCGAAAAGCUACACACUGA